ACACGGCACCUGGUCACCUCAGCUGCACGACCUGCACACGCCAGCACUCCUCAACAUCUCAACUCCUCAACACCUCAACACCUCAACAGCUGAACAGCUCACCUGAUCAUCCACACAUAAAAUGGCGCAGAGUAUCCUGAUCGCAUCUGUGUUCGCAGUCCUGAUCAUCUCCGUGGGAGUCAGUGCUAAGCGCGGCUGCUCGGCGUUCGGCCACUCUUGCUUCGGCGGACACGGCAAGCGGAGCGACUCGUCGCUAGACUCAUCCAACACGGAGGUGCUGGGUCGGCGGCAGCUGGGGCAGGCGGAGACGCCGCCGCAGCCCGGCUACCCGCGCUACGGGAUGCUGGCUGCAGGAGAUGACAUCAUCCCUGUUAGAGACGGAGGAGCUUACGAUCGGGAGGGCGCCACUGCACGAGAUGCCAUGAAACUAAAGUUGCGGAACGUUCUCAGAUAUUGGAUGGACUACUACAGGCGGUCAAGGCAAAGCAACGACGAUGGGUACUUGUUCGAAACUAUAUAAAUUGUAUACCUUUAUAUGUAUAGACAAAAUAAUACGAUUCAUUAAUAAAUGUACAUUUUGAAAGUUGUUCGACGAAGUAAGCCCAUUCACUUGUGCAAAUAUACUUUUUUAAUAUUUGAUUUUCCUAACAUGAACCUUGUACCUAAACAAAUACGUUUUCAUUUUAGGUCAUUCAAUUCAAAUGAUUUGAUUGACCUGCAAUGAAAACCUUUAUUGGAGUUGGCGAUAACUUUGAUAUACAAAAUAUCGUCUUAUAUUAUUAAAACAUGCUAUCUUUUUUCUUCCAUAGUAAGUAAAAAAAAAUUAACAGAAUCAAGACUGGGCUUAUUUUUUGAACUUUACCUUGACUGUUUUAGAUAUAAUAUGAUAUUUUAAAGUCAAAUACUUCAAAUUUGUAAAUCUCUUUAGAAAAAUAAUUCGUCAAUUAAAAGUGUAACACAACCAAACCUAAAUGUAUGACUUCUUAUUGAUUUGUUGUUUAAAGGCUGGAUUUUUGUUUCAAUGUUUUCGAGCUGUAUAUAAUAUACUGUCAUUUGUAUGAAAAAGUUGAUUAAAUUUGAUGUUUUUAGCAUAAAUUAAUGUAUUUUCGUACUGUUAAAGUGUUAUACGUAAUGUUUAAACUUCUUUCAAAAGUUUAAUAAAAGUUGAAUUAUAGGAAAAGGCUUCAAAUAUUCAAAGAUGUUAUAAUAUGUUGUUACUUAUCUUGGCUAUAAAUUUAGGCACAGUUAGCAAAAGCUGAAUCUGAAUGAAUACUUAUAUUAUUCAUUUACUAUGUUUUGACUGCUUAAAAAACUAAACCGCUUUUCUAAAAUAAACCGAUUAAUUGUGUAUAUAUCGACAUUGUUUAGACUGCAUGUUGUCAACAGCGCGUCAGCAAACACAGCUUCAGAUAUCUGGGUAUGAGAUUCUUUACACUCUUGAAGCGUCCCAAUCACUCGACGGAUUUUAAUCAAUGAGGUACCUAUCUGUCGAAGCAUCAACGAACAAAUGAUAGAGACACAAAUCUCAGUGGACGCCAACCAUUUUGAGGCACCUGUAACUACUAGGUAUAUAUUUUUCUAAAUACUCGAAAUGGUCUAACGAUACGUCAUACAUCCAAAUCUGUUCGGGAAUUCCGAAGUUAUGGUGGGAUAGAGGAACUCACAUUAUACCUACAAUCUACAUGAACCCUGAAAAUAUUACACUCUUUGUUUGGUAGUCAUGUAAUAAAAGGAUUGCAAGGAUAAGAGGAUCCUUGCAAUCCUUUAAGGUCUUUUAAGAUGCUUAACAGUCAGAACUGUAGACUGAAAUAAUGUGGUGUCCAAAAAGUAGCUUCAUCUUUUUGUUUUGAAAUAUUUAUUAAAUAAUUAAAACUUUGUGAGUUGAGUAGGUAUGUAUAAACUUAUAAAAUUAAGCGUAAAUUUAUAUAUUUAGCGUCUCUAUAGCUAACAUAAGUUUACCAUCAUCGUCCGUAAAAACAUUAUGUAGUGGAGCAAAGUAUCAUGAAGAUUGUGUAUUGAUAAUAAAUGGUUACACACAAUCUG
Molecule: messenger RNA, 2043 nt
Organism: Maniola jurtina (meadow brown)
Lineage: Eukaryota; Metazoa; Arthropoda; Insecta; Lepidoptera; Nymphalidae
Gene: CCHa2
Product: neuropeptide CCHamide-2
Exons: 6
Coding region: 122-520 (132 amino acids)
Source: RefSeq, a predicted model, not a curated record